Messenger RNA from Manihot esculenta (cassava), 3187 nucleotides. Its product is annotated as zinc finger CCCH domain-containing protein 30. The record is from RefSeq and is a predicted model, not a curated record. The coding region runs from base 354 to 2594 and encodes 746 amino acids. Gene Ontology annotation, molecular function: metal ion binding; protein binding. The transcript is spliced from 2 exons. Lineage: Eukaryota; Viridiplantae; Streptophyta; Magnoliopsida; Malpighiales; Euphorbiaceae.
CCUUAAAUUUCCUCGCAUUUCAUUUCCAUUUCAGUUUCGAAAACGUUACUCAGUUCUCUCUCUAUCUUUCUCUCUCUGCAUGAAAGAAACUUUUCCUUCCCCUUUCCUUUCUCUCUAGUUGCAACAAGUUCCUCUCUUUCUUCGUUCCUUUGUUUUUGGUGUCAUCAAUGGAGACUGAAGCUGCAGGAAGCUUUCUAAAUCUAAAAUUUUUCUCUCUUACUCUGCUGCCUGUAUCGGCUUUUGAUCUUUUUGCUCUAGAUCAAGUAUGAGUUGAAACUUAUAGUCUGGAUCUGUUGAUAUUUAAGUUAUUAAGCUGAUAUUCGCUCCAAAUUUUGGUUAUUGCUAACUGAAGCAUGUGCGGUGGUCCGGACAGAUCAUCAAAAUCAUCUGCUCCAUCUCCAUCUACUGUAGAAAUCACAGCUAACACAAAAGAUAUGAAUCAUCUAACUGUUGAAACGGGAGAUUCUUUUUGCAAUUUACUUGAGCUUGCGGCUAACAAUGAUGUUGAAGGUUUUAAGCAAUUAAUAGAGCGGGAUGCUUCCUCGACUAAUGAGGUUGGGUACUGGUAUGGUCGCCAAAAGGGAUCAAAGAAUGUUGUUCUUGACCACAGGACUCCCCUAAUGGUUGCUGCUACUUAUGGCAGUAUUGAUGUUAUCAAGUUUUUACUUACUGAUACAGAUGCUGAUGUUAAUCUCUCAUGUGGGAUGGAUAAAACCACUGCACUUCAUUGUGCUGCUUCUGGUGGAUCUCUUAAUGCUGUUGAAGUGGUUAAACUGCUUUUAUCUGCAGGUGCAUAUGUGAAUUGCCUCGAUGCCAAUGGCUAUCGCCCUGUUGAUGUUAUUGUUGUUCCGCCAAAGCUGCAUAGCAUGAGGGAUGCCCUCAAAGAGCUUCUCUCAAACAGCAUUUCUAAUGGUUCAUUAGGGGAGCGCAAUUGUAAUGGGUCCGUUGGUGAGAACACUUCUAAUGGUUCCGUGGGCGAGUGCAAUUUACGGGUGUCAAUAAGUACCUCUAAUACUAGCUCACCAACCCUUUCUUCAUCCCCGGAAAAUGGCUCAAUGUCUUCUCCUGUGUUGGGGUCUUCUCCGAUGUCCUCAAAGUACAAUGAUUUGCCAAUAAAUACAUCUGAGAAGAAAGAAUAUCCAAUUGAUCCAUCACUCCCAGACAUCAAGAACAGCAUCUAUGCAACAGAUGAGUUUCGCAUGUACUCAUUCAAGAUCCGCCCAUGUUCUAGGGCAUAUUCUCAUGACUGGACAGAGUGCCCUUUCGUUCACCCAGGAGAGAAUGCACGUAGAAGAGACCCACGGAAGUUUCACUAUAGUUGUGUGCCUUGCCCUGAUUUCCGUAAAGGGGCCUGCAGGCGUGGGGACAUGUGUGAGUAUGCUCAUGGGGUGUUUGAGUGUUGGUUGCACCCAGCUCAAUACCGAACUCGACUUUGCAAAGAUGGCACUUGUUGCAAUAGACGUGUCUGCUUUUUUGCCCAUACACCUGAAGAACUCAGGCCCUUGUAUGUCUCUACAGGAUCUGCUGUCCCUUCACCACGAUCAUCUGCAUCUGCAGCCAGUGUCAUGGACAUGGCAGCUGCUUUGAGCCUUUUGCCUGCUUCUCCAUCAUCAGUCUCUGCCAUGUCUCCUACCCCUUUUAACCAACCAAUGUCCCCUACAGCAAGUAUUUCACACUCAUCUGCUGCAUGGCCACAGCCAAAUAUACCGACACUACAUCUUCCACUAAGCAACCUUCAAUCAAGUCGCUUGAGAUCAUCCCUUAGUGCCCGAGAUAUCCCACCUGAGGAUCUUAAUUUGUUGCCUGAUUUUGAUGCCCAGCAACAGAUUUUAAACGAUUUAACUUGUUUUUCACUUUCUCGUAGCAAUUCUGUAUCUUUGAACCAUUCUGGUCGGUCUAAAGCACUAACUCCAUCAAAUCUUGAAGAGCUUUUUUCUGCUGAAAUCUCAUCUCCCAGAUAUGCUGAUCAAGCUGCUGCAGUUUUCUCCCCCUCACACAAAUCAGCUGUUUUCAAUCAGUUCCAGCAGCAGCAGAGCAUGUUAUCACCCAUCAAUACAAGUGUUUUCUCCCCAAAAAAUGUUGAGCACCCUCUAUUGCAGGCUUCAUUUGGUGUUGGAUCUCCUGGAAGGAUGUCUCCAAGAAGUGUAGAGCCUAUCUCUCCUAUGGGCUCUCGUCUCUCUGCAUUUGCACAGCGGGAGAAGCAGAACCAACAACUUCGAAGCCUUAGUUCAAGGGAUCUUGGAUCAAACAAUCCUGCAGUCUCCAUUGUUGGGUCUACAGUAAAUUCUUGGACCAAGUGGGGUUCCCCAAAUGGGAAAUUGGAUUGGUCUGUUAGUGGAAGAAAUGAUCUUGGUCAACUUCGAAGAUCAUCAUCAUUUGAGCUUGCUAACAAUGGUGAGGAGCCUGACCUUUCAUGGGUCCAGUCUCUGGUUAAGGAAUCACCUCCUGAGAUGAUUAAGGAGAAGUAUGGUGUACCUGUUUCUGGUGCAGCCUCAACUGGUGAGGGAUUGAAUCCUAGUUCUCAAAUUGAUUCUGUCUUAGAAUCUUGGCUUGAGCAGAUGCAGCUUGAUCAGCAGCAACAGCUUGUAGUCUAGUGAAAAUGUUUCGAUUUUACUGAAUUGAGAUAGGUUAAAGAAUUUUCUUGAAGGUAAAUAAUUUUUUUGGCGGGUUUAUGGCUAAUGAGCAAGUGAAGUUGGGAAGAUAACGGUAGUAGAAGGUGUGGGAAGAAAGGUGGAAGGUAAAGAAUUGGCAUAAAGUUUCCGGGAAAUUAUUCAAUUUUUUUACCAUUUGUUGUUUAAAUCAAAGAUUGGAAGGAUGAAGCCUCUCUGGGUAUGCUAAUGAAACCCAGUCCAGGUUAGGUCUCUCUUCAAUAUUUCUGAUUCUAGGAUCAAUUAAUUACUGUUAUUCCUUUUUCCAAAGGGAAGCUUUAGCUACCAGUUUCAUCAUGCAAUGACACCAUGAGUUGUAUCUCUUGAUAGUAUAUUAUUUCUUCAAUAUUCCAUUUUCUGGUUCAAUUUACUUUUAAGAGAGGGUGAGAGGAGGGUAAUUCUUUUAAAAGCUUUGAUGGAUGAUGUGUUACAGUGAGAAUUCAUUAUGGUGGGGAGCAGAUAGUGAGGAACCAUUAUGUUUUCUUUGAUGAUGUAAAACUGAUAUUUUAAGUUAUUAAAUUCUAUGCCUUUUAUUUUCA